AUGACAUUGAAUCAUGAUAACAUUUUAAGUAUUGAACAUUGGUUAAAUACAUCGACAGUUCUAUCGAAUAUUGAUUCAAAUUUUAACACUUGUUUCAUGAUGUGGAGGCGAACUCCUCGUCGUAAAUUAUUUUCAUCCAGUGAAGAAGAAGAUGAUAGUCCGAUAAAAGAUAAAUGUCGAGUACUGAAGGAAAAUAAUUUAGUUUUAACAUCUUCGAUUUCCGUUGGUGAUACAGAUGAACAGUUAAAUACGUCUGAAUGUGUUAUUAGAAGAUCAACAAUAUUCACAACAAAUUCCACUCUAUUAAUGCAACAGACUAAAUUAGAACAGUUUGGAUUUGAAACAAGAACUCGCCCACAAAUACGACACCAAAAGCAGUCACAACGUGGUAGAAAACGACAUAGUGAACAAAGUGUAAAACAAGAUGUAAGAGUAGAUCCUUUUGUCAUGUCAAAAGGGCAAAAAAUUAAAAAAAUAGAUCCUGAGUCUCACGAUGAUGACAAUAUUAAUCUAAAACAACAGCAAAUACGAAAUGGAACUACACAUCCAAUGCAAACAAGAUCACAAUCGGCAUCGGAUUCUAAUUCUGAUCAUUUAGUUCGAUUAUUUGAUAAAAAGUUAAUUACAGUUACUCCGUUAAAAGAUGAAAUGUUUAUUGCUACUGGAAGUACAAGUUGUGGAGAAAUAAGUAGUAGUGAUGAGUGUGAAAUGGAAGAAUUCAGUACGACAAAUGUGAAUUCAACUCGACAAUUAAGAACUCGACCGUUACCACUUUUAUUAUCGACAUCGUCUGAUACUGAACAAAUAUCCGCCGUGAUGACGACUAAAAAUCGAACACCAAUGUUAAACAUUAAAAACAGUAUUUAUAAUAAUAAUAAUAAAUCGAAUAAUAAACGGUCUAGUACUGAAAUAGACGAAGUGAAGAAGAAUGGGAAACGAAGAAAAGUUGUUCACAAAGAACAGGAUGAAAAUAAGGAAAAUAUAAAGAAGCAAACAACAAAUAUUCGAUCAAAAUUAUAUCGUAGCAUAUCAGAACCAUUUGAACAGUUUGACGAGGCACGUUUAAAAGCCUCUGUUGAACUUGGAGCCAAUCGUGAACUUAUUGGUGAUCGAACACGUCCAUAUUUAUUACCACGUUGUCAAAGUUGUAAACACAAUGAUCUUGCUUGUAUUGCACCUAAAACGCUAAUUGAUGUUUUACUUAAUCGUUAUUCAUCUGAUAUCGAACAGUUUCAUAUAAUUGAUUGUCGUUAUCCGUACGAAUACGAUGGUGGUCACAUUAAUUCGUCUAGAAAUUUGUAUACACGUGAACAAAUACAACGGGAAUAUUUCGAUCAACCAAUGCAAUUAAAAGAUAAAACAAAACGAAUAAUUAUUAUAUUUCAUUGUGAAUUUUCAUCUGAACGAGCUCCCUCACUAUUACGAUAUCUUCGAGAAAUCGAUCGUAAUCGACAUCUUUCUGCUUAUCCAGAAUUAUGUUAUCCAGAAAUUUACCUUUUAGAAGGCGGUUAUAAAGCAUUUUUUGAAUAUUCCAAUGAACAUUGUUUACCUCAAACAUAUCGUCCAAUGUUAGAAACAGGUUUUACUGAUCAAUUACAACAUUAUCGAUUCAAAACAAGACAAUUGAAAAAAACAAAAUCGUCUAGUUUUGAUGUUAGUACCACAUCUCAGCGUACAAGCACUAAAUAUUAUUCACUUCGAAAUAUCGAUGUUCAUUUAUGA
This is a messenger RNA of Didymodactylos carnosus, 1722 nucleotides long. The record is from the annotation of a GenBank genome assembly. Lineage: Eukaryota; Metazoa; Rotifera; Eurotatoria; Philodinida; Philodinidae.